Molecule: messenger RNA, 1776 nt
Organism: Leptonychotes weddellii (Weddell seal)
Lineage: Eukaryota; Metazoa; Chordata; Mammalia; Carnivora; Phocidae
Source: RefSeq, a predicted model, not a curated record
AUGGCGACGAGCGGCGGCGAAGAGGCGGCGGCGCCGGCAUCGGCGCCAGGGGCCCCGGCGACGGGGGCGGACACAACCCCGGGCUGGGAGGUGGCGGUGCGGCCCCUGCUGUCCGCGUCCUAUUCCGCCUUCGAGAUGAAGGAGUUGCCGCAGCUGGUGGCCUCAGUCAUCGAGAGUGAAUCUGAAAUCCUGCACCACGAGAAGCAGUACGAGCCCUUCUACUCCUCUUUUGUUGCACUUUCCACACACUAUAUUACAACAGUUUGCAGCCUCAUUCCCCGGAACCAGCUUCAAUCGGUAGCAGCGGCUUGUAAAGUCCUGAUCGAGUUUUCUCUCCUGCGUCUGGAGAAUCCAGAUGAGGCUUGUGCUGUGUCCCAGAAACACUUGAUUCUCCUCAUCAAGGGCCUGUGCACUGGCUGUAGCAGACUAGACAGGACUGAAAUUAUCACGUUUACAGCAAUGAUGAAAUCAGCCAAGCUGCCGCAAACGGUGAAGACACUCUCAGAUGUGGAAGAUCAAAAAGAGCUGGCUUCACCAGUAAGCCCAGAGCUGAGGCAGAAGGAGGUACAGAUGAAUUUUUUGAACCAGUUGACGUCAGUUUUCAACCCUAGAACUGUAGCAUCACCACCCGUAGGUCCACAGACUCCGGCUGAAGGAGAAAAUGAUGAGCAGUCAUCCACAGAUCAAGCCUCUGCUAUCAAAACCAAGAAUGUGUUUAUAGCUCAGAAUGUAGCUAGUCUUCAAGAGCUUGGUGGCUCAGAGAAGCUACUGCGAGUGUGUUUGAACCUGCCCUAUUUCCUGCGCUACAUCAAUCGGUUUCAAGAUGCAGUGUUGGCCAAUUCUUUCUUCAUCAUGCCGGCCACAGUAGCAGAUGCCACUGCUGUUCGCAAUGGUUUUCAUUCACUGGUGAUUGAUGUAACCAUGGCAUUGGAUACCCUUUCUCUACCCGUGUUGGAACCUCUCAAUCCUUCUCGUCUGCAAGAUGUGACAGUCCUCAGCCUAAGUUGUCUGUAUGCAGGUGUGAGUGUGGCAACUUGCAUGGCCAUCCUGCAUGUGGGUAGUGCCCAGCAGGUGCGGACGGGGUCCACAAGCUCCAAAGAAGAGGACUAUGAGAGCGACGCGGCUACGAUCGUCCAGAAAUGUCUUGAAAUCUAUGACAUGAUUGGACAAGCGAUCAGCAGUUCCCGGCGGGCUGGUGGAGAGCACUAUCAGAACUUCCAAUUGCUGGGUGCCUGGUGUUUAUUAAACAGCCUUUUCCUCAUAUUGAACCUCAGUCCUACUGCCUUGGCUGAUAAGGGGAAAGAGAAAGACCCCCUGGCUGCACUCCGAGUCAGAGACAUCCUUUCUCGUACAAAAGAGGGAGUGGGCUCUCCUAAACUGGGACCUGGGAAAGGGCACCAAGGAUUUGGGGUGCUGUCAGUGAUAUUGGCAAACCAUGCUGUCAAGCUGUUAAGCUCUCUCUUUCAAGACCUGCAAGUGGAAGCUCUGCACAAGGGCUGGGAGACAGAUGGUCCCCCUGCGGUCCUGAGCAUUAUGGCCCAGAGCACCUCCAUCCAGAGGAUCCAGCGGCUGAUUGACUCUGUCCCACUGACGAACCUGCUGUUGACAUUGCUCUCAACCUCCUACAGAAAGGCCUGUGUCCUACAGCGUCAGAGAAAGGGCUCCAUGAGCAGCGACGCCAGCGCCUCGACCGACUCAAACACCUACUAUGAGGAUGAUUUCAGCAGCACGGAGGAAGACAGCAGCCAAGGUGACAUGUUAUUACAAAUAAUUUGA